Messenger RNA from Iphiclides podalirius (scarce swallowtail), 5430 nucleotides. Lineage: Eukaryota; Metazoa; Arthropoda; Insecta; Lepidoptera; Papilionidae. The record is from the annotation of a GenBank genome assembly.
AUGCCUGAAGAUCAAUCUGCCGGUCCGGAUCUAGGGCGAGUUCUUGAGCACCUAGAUGAUUUUGCGCUCAAUGCCCAAAAUUAUCAGACUAUACAAGAUGCUUUAGAAAAAACCCAAGGAAAUAUAGAAGUGUCUGUUGUGGAAAAGCUACUGGCUUUAUGUGUGCGCGAUCUUAAAGAAGAUAUGAAAAAUACUGUUAACACAUUAAAAGUUCUUGCUGCCGUUUUGAAAAAAAUUAAGGCAGGAGAAUUGUAUCAGUUACCAGACCUUGUCCCAUCAGCAGUUGCUGUUCUGCAUAUAAUUAAAACUACAGCUCUACUAAACAAAGUGGAGGGCCUUAAGAUGUUGUGCUAUGAAAUUCUCCAAUCUUAUCCCAAUGAAAUACUUAUUACUCUUGCAGUCAGCCAUUACAGUGAAAUAAUGGAAAUGUUGAAUUUAUAUUGUCAUCAGAGAAUACCACUUGAAAUGAGAAUGCAGCCUAUCAAUAUAAUUUACAAAUUGUUAAAAAUCUUGCCCCCGGACAAACGAACAAUAUUUGUCAGAGAUGGUGUGGGAAUUUGGUUUUCUAAAAUAGUACCCACGGUAAUGUCUUUUGCAACUAAUGUAAAUGGAAAAAACACAGUGCCAUUAGAAACUCUUGAAAUGUUAACAGAGGAGCUUGUUGGUAUUGACUAUCUUCAUAAUCCGAAUUGGAAAGCUGUCCUAGAGUGCGUACAUACACAGCAAAAGUACCCAGCCGUUAUCAAAGACCUUUUGGAUUCAGGAAAGGUAUCAAAAAGUACUGAUAGAUACAAUCUGUUUGUUGAGCUAUUGGCAAUACUUGAGGUGUUGCUCCAGAGUCCUCGUUGCGAUAAGCUUGCAGAUAUAAUAUUUAACAUAGUGACUUAUUCUCUCAUUGACCACAAUGGCAAGGUUCAACCGUUAUUUAAUGCAAAAAAUGAGAAAAAUAGUCCAAUCCAUAAGAUUGUGUCUUUAAUACUGAAUCCUUCUCUGGACUAUGUUUUUACAAGAUAUGAUGCUAAAGAAAUUGUCGCCAAAAUAAAGCCCCUUACCAAAUUAAUUGCUGAAGAAUAUUUAAAGGAAGUAACAGAAGGUUACUUAAAGUCACCACUAGUUAAAAAUAAUAGUUUGAUGCUUUGGACUGCAUUAGCUGAAGCCAUAUGUGAAUUGAAAUGUGACAUCAGUGUGGAAAUAUUACAACAUUUGUUAAUAUUGCCAUUGAAAUCAAUGAGUUUGUUCACCUCUGUGGAAAUAUCAUCUUCUGCAUGGUUUUUGCUGUACAAGUAUGGACAAAUUAAAUUACAUGAUAUCUCUGUUGAUGAAGAAAUUUGUGAAAUUAUUUCAAAUCAAAGUAUUAUAAGUACAACAAACAAAAUAUUUAUAUUCAGAGCUUCGCUAGUCAUUUGCAAUAAUAUAAUAGCAGAUGAAAAGGACAAUCUCAUUUGCAAAGUUGCUGAAACAUUGCACCAUGUUACUAAUGAAAUGGAAUAUACAUCUAAAGAUGCUAAUUUUUCAUGUUACUCGAAUAUUAUCUUGUUUCUCCUAGAAAAAGUUUAUAAUGAACCAAAUGAGAAACUGGCUAAAGUAACGGUAUCUAUAGCUAACAACCUCUUGAAAAUGAUGUCCCAAUAUUAUAAACAGGAAUAUCCAGAUAAAAAUCUAGAGUCUAAUUUAGUUGUUCAAGUUCUUGAGCAAAUGCAAUUAUUAUUUAAAAAAGAAAUUUAUACUCAUUUAAAAUCAAUAGUAUUGGAUGAUUUAAAGAAGUUUAUACCUUACUUUAAACAUAGUGGUGUGUUAUCAAUCCUAAAUAGCAUGCUAAAUCAAAAGGGUGGCAAGAGUGAAACUGUAAGCAGCAGUGUGCCGAUUGGUUUUCAAACUUUAGACAAGGAAAAAGUAAAAACUCCAAAUAUUAAUGAUCAGAAUAAGUUCACCACUCCUGCUGUUAAACCUGUUGCCAAAAAAGAGAAGAAAAAAGACUCUAAUAUCAUAGAUACAGUUGUAGAGAAUGGCGAAGAGUAUGUUGUUGUCAAAUCAAAUUGGAAAUUUAAUAUAACGAAGUUAACAGCCAAUCAAAAAGAAAAAUUACGGCGGACACGGGAAGAUAUUCCUGCAUUGUAUCAAGAUUUGUCUCAAUCACAAGAUGAAUUUAAAAGAGUUUAUAGAAUGAACUCUGUUGAUUCUAUGAGUGGUAUGAGUAGUAAAUCAACUGGAAUGGAAAAAGAGGAUGCGACUGAAGUAUUAAAAAAAAUGGCGAGUUCUAGUGUUGUACCUAGAAUUAUAGAGAAUAUUUUGACAGAAAGCAAUAAAACAGACUGCACAGAGCCUAAUCGCAACAUUGUUGAAAGCGCUCCUCCAAAUAUUGACAAUGAUCAUAAACAUAUUGAAGCAAAAACAUGCAAAUCUCCUCGCGUUGCGCUAAAAGACAGAGUGUUUAGAAAUGUUAGAAAUUUAAUUGAGAAAUCCGGUUUACAAAAUGAUGCCAAAGAAUUAAACUCUACGGUCAAUGAAAAUUUACUAAAAACGCCGCCAAAGAAACAGAACGUUAAUAAACAUUUGGCUAAUUCUGCGCCUCCCGAAAUAAGUUCCGAAAGACCCUCCAGAGUGAAGAGAAAACCUAAGAAGUUUGAUGACCUCAACAUACUGCCAAGUAAGAAACGGCGUACUUCGACGAAUCAAAACAAUUCCGAAGCACUCGGUGUGAAAGCCAGUGAAACACAAACAGCAGAAUCGGAAGGCUCAAAGAAACCUAAGUUGAAUUUGGUCGAUGAAACUAUUUCGACUACUGCUUGUGAAGUGACAAAAACGGUUACGCCUGAUGGAAACGUAAGUGAGCAGAAUGUAGGGCAGAUAGUGGACAGCACAAAUGCCUUUUCUACACUUGGAGAUCUAGAUAACAAUGCGGCAGAUAUAAAACCUAAAAAUGAUUUUCUUUUAAAAGAAGAACCUGAUAUUGAAGAAAAACAAGAUGCAAAGUAUUCAGAGCCAUCAUGUGGUAUUGAAAACUUAAUUGAAACAGAUUCUUGCAAUUUAAGUGAUGACAAAAGUUUUUCAAAAUUAAUCACUCCAAAUAAAAUGUGCAAAGAGCAGAACGCAGGAGUACCGACGGCGAAAAAAAGCGGCAGAAGAAAAUCUCGAAUUGAAAAAGAACUAGCCAUUGACAUGGUAGAGGGGCAUCCCUUUUUGAAAAUGCAAUCAGAGAAACGCUUAACUAGAAAGAAUAUUAACAUUACUUCCCCUGCUCUGGUUAAAAGGAAAACAUUAGUCGAAAAGUUGAAUAAAUCAAAAACUGAUACCAAUGUGGCGAAAUCUGAAAAGAAACAAAAGAAUAAGGACAAAUUGAAUAGUUCUAGCGAUGAAAAACAAAUUGAUACAUCAGAGGAUAUUGCGUCAUCGCAAUCUCAAGAUAUUAUUGAGAGUUCCCAAGAUUCUACAGUAUCGUCUAGUAUAUCGGUGAAAACAUGCAAAAAACCAAAGAGAAUACCUAUCGUUAGUGUGGAACCCUGUACAGAUAUUCCGAAAGCUUUACAACUGCUUAAAGAAAAGCAGGAUUUAACGAACGGUGUGGCGUCGAUAAGUGAUGACAUUGAAUUGGGACACAACAAAACCGUGGUUCAUGACGGAGUUGACGUCAACUCAACUGAAAAUAUGGACACACUGCCCGUGGAACGUGAUAGCAGCUCGGAUGUUAUAAUACGCAGCUACGGCGAAGCACCGAUUGUUAGUAGGAUCGACCAAACUGAUACAGAAUCGGGUACACAGAAAACGGCAAAUGAAGACACACAAUCGCUAGAUCCGGCCCUCUUUUCGGAAGUAGCGAACAGCGCGCCAACGCGACCCGUUGAACAAUCUACCACAAUGAUUGAGGAGAAAUGUAAUGAUGUCAUUCACGCCACCCCGGAUGUGACUACACAGCGUUUCGACGGCGCUCAAACAAUUGCUGAGACUGCAAACGUUGACACAGAUUGCUCCCCAUUCAAGGACGAAGCGCAGAGGAAACAAGACUUCAUGAAUAACACGCUAGAGAUAUCGCCCAUUAAAAUGUUGAGCCCUCUACAGGAGGAAAAAAAAUCCCCGACACUCGAGACGAGCAGUGACUUUAUGGUUAUAACUCUAUCGUCGCCCGUGCAAAGUAACGGGGAGCCGUUUGACAAGUCCGAUUCGCCAGAAAUAUUCUCGAACGAUAAGAUAUCGCCGGAUAAAAGAGACCAGUCGCCACCCAGAGAUGAGUGUGUAAUGAGCAAUCUAAGUCCAAGCUCCUCGUUGUCUCUUAAGAAAAAUCGGCCGCAGGUGCGUUCUGGUGGUAGGGCGGCGCAGAUGCUAGGUUUGUGCGUGCCCGAUAGAAUGCAGACGCUGACCAGCUCGGAGAAAUCCGUCGAACCGGAGGAGCACAGAAGAUCGAUGGCGCUAAACACGUCCGCCAGACGAAAUCUGCGUAUACUUUACAACUCCACGGGCGAGAACAGUGAAGCCCACGACGGUAGCGAAGAGAGCGAAUUUUUCCUCAAACUGAAGAGAUCCAUCCCCACAGCUGACAGCAGUCCAUCCGGCCCCAUAUUGAAACGGAAGCUUAACGACAUCGUUGACGAGACGACCGUAUCGCCAGCAUCCAAAAGAAAAAGGGUCAGUUUCCACGACCCGCCGGUGUCGACGACGGUUUGCGUCAAGAAGUACAUAGAGCCGAGCGGUUUGCAUUCUCCCCAGAACUCGGCGCUGAAACGCCAAGAGAGGCAGCUGCGCGCUCAGACCACCACGAAGACACCAAAGAGGCUGGACACCGUUUUCAAGUUGGACACGGUACUGACGAGAGCCGUCGAAAGUUUCUCCGAGAACGGCACCAAUGUCGCUGGGGUUACGCCAAUCAGUCAGCUAGAACAGACGCGAUUGGCUGAGGUGGUCACCACGAGCGAUUUGAAUGGCACGGAACCCGUUUGCCCGGCGCUCGUCCACUGCAAAGACGGGAUCGAUAGGAUCGCCACUAAACUGUCCUCGCCUGCUAAGAAAUUGCUACUCAUCCGCGAGUUCGAGGGCAAGGUGGAGACGAUCGGCGACCUGGCCAAAAUGACGGAACUGGAGGUGAACAGCUUGUCCAUUAAGGCGCCGAAAGUCGAAGUGGCGAAGCGGGUCUUGAACGAUUACGCGUUAAGAUCCUUGAGGGUGGAUUCGACCGAAGCCUGUGAGUGUAUCGAUCUUGAUGACGAACCGUCGAAAACCGACACGCAUACCGAUGGUACGCCCGUAAUUUACAAGGAAAUGCAAACAGACGAUGUAUCAACCGUAGCCUCCGAACAGAUUGCAUCGACCUGUAGCGAUGUUACGCAAACCGUUGAACCGGGGGCGAAUUCUACUUCGAAUUUAAUCAUAUCAUCCCUGUCGGAAGUGAGUAUCAUCCAAGAGUGCUGCAUAUUAAUCACCGCUAUUAAUUUUAAUUUG